Molecule: messenger RNA, 723 nt
Organism: Exophiala viscosa
Lineage: Eukaryota; Fungi; Ascomycota; Eurotiomycetes; Chaetothyriales; Herpotrichiellaceae
Exons: 1
Coding region: 111-599 (162 amino acids)
Source: RefSeq, a predicted model, not a curated record
CCGCCAAAAUGAACCGUGCCGCGGAAAUCGUCAAGAAACGACUCUCGGAAGAUUCUGGAAAGAUCAUCCUUUUCGAACUUUUCGACGCCAGUCAAUUCAUACUGACCAGAAUGUGCGAAGCUCACGGUUGGGAAUACGUCCAGUACACAACCUCAGCAGGGGAUGACAAUGCUAGGAAAAGAGCCGACAGUAUGUUCAAAAAUAAUCCUUCCGUAAGAAUCAUGAUCGCCUCGACAAAAAUGGGAAGUCAGGGUUUCAAUUGGCAUAUGGCAAAUACGGUCGUGUUUUUGACCCUCGACCACACUCCGGGCGUGGUGGAUCAAUGCAUAAAAAGAGCUGCCAGAUUUCCCAACAGUAGGGACGUCCAUGUUUUCACGACAAGGGCCCAGGAGUCGAUCGACACGCAUAUCGAGCAAGAUAUUUGUGCGCCAAAACGGGAGCAAAAUCAAAAACUACUGAUGAGCAGUAAACUGGAGGGCUUCGCAACUUUCGACGAGAUCUCUUCGAUGGACGCGAAACAAAUCGUAUCGAUGUUGGAUUCUAAAGAGAUGCCAGACCGGGGACAUACAACGCUAUGGGCUCCGGGUGUACUUCAAUGAAUCAAGGCAUGCAGGAUUAGAUACCAGUAUUGGUAGUUUAGGAUUCUUGCAUUUCUUGAACUUCCUUCUAGCUAGAAGAAUACUGAACACUUGCAACCUGCUAGACUUGCUCAUAGCAAGAGCU